AUGCGCCGCGAACUUUCUCGCCGUAUCGGCCUGGCACUGGGAGUGUACUUCACGACAGCUGACAUUCAUGUAAUUCCCUUGAACGCGACGGACCCUAUCUUCACUUCCAGGUACUACAAAAGCUACAACCCCAACGACAACCCCACCAUCCACGACCUGCACAUCCUCAGGGUGCCACUGCAGCGGAUUGACCCUGCACUCCGGGAGGAUCCGAAGAAGCUUCUUGAAAGAUACUGUGGGGGAAUAUGGGCGGGAGCUGGGUUUGCUCCGCAACGAAUCCUCCGCAAAUGGCUGGAUAAGCCCGAUGCGAAUACCUACCAACUUUGGUCCCCUUGCGAGCUUCUACGGUCCGAUUACAGAGUAGGCACUGACAUCGUCGCGGAAUUCGAGGUCAUUGAUCGGUCAUCAAACUCAAUCCUCAUUCGUGGUGGAGAUAAAACCUGCAAUCGCGGCCUCCGUCCGCUGGACGCGUUAAUUGAGGUCGCCGCUCGAGUCGACAGGGAGAAUGAUGUUGUCGAGUUUGAAUUCAAGUCGCUCUUCUUUCAGGGCGUUGGACAGACAGACAGGCUUCCGAUGCCAGGGCCUGUGGUGUGGUUGCAUGAGCUUUACGCAAAGAUUUUGUUGAAGUCGGCUGCACAAUAUAUUCUCAAAUAA
Messenger RNA from Aspergillus fijiensis CBS 313.89, 654 nucleotides. RefSeq lists its product as uncharacterized. The transcript is spliced from 3 exons. NCBI's taxonomy places the organism in Eukaryota, Fungi, Ascomycota, Eurotiomycetes, Eurotiales, Aspergillaceae. Bases 1 to 654 code for a protein of 217 amino acids. The record is from RefSeq and is a predicted model, not a curated record.